This is a messenger RNA of Cornus florida, 1703 nucleotides long. Its product is annotated as protein OSB1, mitochondrial-like. Lineage: Eukaryota; Viridiplantae; Streptophyta; Magnoliopsida; Cornales; Cornaceae. Gene Ontology annotation, molecular function: single-stranded DNA binding. The transcript has 4 exons. Bases 132 to 1097 code for a protein of 321 amino acids. Gene Ontology annotation, cellular component: mitochondrial nucleoid. Gene Ontology annotation, biological process: positive regulation of helicase activity; mitochondrial DNA replication. The record is from RefSeq and is a predicted model, not a curated record.
ACAUCAACUACUGCAGAGAAAAAGUGAAAAUCUAGUGGAUUAGUUCCGGCAACCACGCGCGGUGGUCCAUGGAGGGGUGUCGUGAGAAAUACUAGCUGGUGAUUUGUUCCGGCAACCAAACGCGGUGGUCUAUGGAGGCAUUACGUGUCCGUGCCCGUGCCCUAUCCAGAGACGUGGUUUGGUUUUCUCUCCAGAAAUUCCGGCGUUUCUCUUCGUCCUCGUCCACCGCGAGGGCUAGGGCAAGGAGCUCCUUCUCCGACGAUCCCGAAGGAGGUAGUUCAAUCUACCGUCACGCCCUCAAAUUCAAGCCUCCAUCCACUAUCAAUUGGCAAAAUCGCUACCGUAAAGCCCUCGAAGUCCUCGAAUACCCGGAUCGUCCAAGCCGUUGGCCCAAAUAUAUACAACAGUUACACAAUUCUGUUAGCUUCAUCGGAACAAUCGAUCGUCUCCGUGAGUCAGAUUGUCAAUAUGGCGAUUCUGGCACAUAUACUUGGCUUACCGUCAAAACCUCCCCCGACUCAAAUCGAUCGUUCGAGAUUUUACUGAAUAUGUGGGAUGAGAUGGCAGAAAUAUCUAUCAGACAUCUGAAACCAAAUGAUUUCAUUUAUGUUUCUGGUCGUUUAGGAUCAUAUACAAAGGUUGACAUAAACGGAAAGCUCGAAACAUAUUACCAGGUAACUGUGAAAGAAUUAAAUUUUGUUGCACAUUAUGGUAAAAGCAGAACUUGCCAGAAAUCUGAGCUAUCUGAAAUGAGAGGUAUAAUUCAAAGCCCAACUUGCCAGAAACCUGAGCAAUCCAAAACGAGAGAUUCAGUUGAAACCGCUGAUGAGAAACACAGAAAACGCCUUUAUUUGUGGCAAUUGUUCUUCGCCAACCCAUAUGAGUGGCGCGAUUGCAGAAAAAAAAGAGAGGAAAAUCCAAAUCAUCCAGAUUUUAAGCACAAGUAUACUGGUGAAGCACUCUGGCUCAGAUACGAUGAUCCUCCAUGGAUUAAAAACCAACUCCAACGGAAUGAUUCUAGAUUGGCAGAAGGUGGCCAAAGGGAGGAACAUCUUAGGUUUGGUUCUGGUUUAUCUCCGCUGGUGUUUGAUGACUAGGAACUGAUCUGAAAGCUCUCUGAUGGAAGAAGAGAUAAUAUACUGAACUUUAUUUCGCAAAACAUAUGUUCUGGUUGCUUCAGUCACUUGAUUGCCAUUGCAUAUUGCCACAGACAAUUAUAGGAUAAGAGUGAUAUCGGACCGGUUUUAAGCAGGCGAUAUAAAGAUUGUACAGCUCCUGGUCUGAACAUUUUGAAGGUUGAUCCAGAUAUAUAGGGGAAUUUUCCCACUCUUCGUGUGGAAAAAUCACACUACAGUUUUUGACGUUGGUCGUGGACUCUCUCCUCCUUAUCGUUGUGCGUUUGUGGUGAAGUGGCUUGGGAUUUUUUUAAUUGUAGUACCAUAAGGCUACUGACGAUGAGUUUAUUAGCUAGAAAUGAACAAGGUUUGAUACCCAAAUUGGUUGGAAGAGUUUGCUGUAUUUUAUUAUUGAAAGAAAACAGAAGGCACAGAAUGCUCAUAUAUGGUCGUGGAGAAUAUUAUAAGAGUUAUCAGAAUAUUAUAAGAGUUAUCAUAUUUCGCAGGGGACAAUGCGUAGCUACUCACACAGGAUGUUCAUAUAUGGUCGUGGAGAAUAUCAUAAGAGUUAUCAUAUUUCAAAGGGGA